Cylas formicarius (sweet potato weevil) is the source of this 1385-nucleotide messenger RNA. RefSeq lists its product as uncharacterized. Gene Ontology annotation, biological process: regulation of DNA-templated transcription. The transcript has 7 exons. The record is from RefSeq and is a predicted model, not a curated record. Bases 34 to 1293 code for a protein of 419 amino acids. Gene Ontology annotation, molecular function: protein binding. Lineage: Eukaryota; Metazoa; Arthropoda; Insecta; Coleoptera; Brentidae.
GUCGCACGGAGCACACUCCCGGAAAAGAGUGAAAUGAUCUCCAGGAGGAGGAUACUGUCCCGGUCGCGCGACGACCUUCCCAUGCUGCACGACCACUCCGAGGACGUUUGGUAUCAAACGGAGAAGCUGCUGAAGGACCACAUCGAGGAGGUCUUGAACAAAUGGACUCAAAUAGACGAUGAAAUUUGGGCGAAGGUGAUCGUGUUCGAGAAGAAUCGGCGGGUGGCGAAGGCUUAUGCGAGAACGCCCGUGCUCAGCGUCAACGGCUCGGAUUCGGGUUUUGACGGAUUCAGGAUCGGCUUGGCAGGAUUCGAUAACCCGUACCGGGACCGGAAGACCGAGGAGUGCCGUCGCCACGUUGGCCACGGAGUCAAAAUAAAGAUGGACGAGUCGGGCAACAUCCUGAUCAAGCGCGUGUCUAGGUCGCACGUGUACAUCAAGAGCGCGAGCGCGGAGAACGCGAUGGGUCGCGACCUCUUGCGGCUGCCGUCAGGAACGCUCGAGCCGAACAAGCCAGUCAAACUGUUCGACAUGAAACGGUUCGAGUCGAACGUCUUCUCGGAGCUGAAGCGCUCCUACCCCGACCGGAAACGGCUCGAGCUGCAGUGCGUAACCGCCAUCGUGUUCGUCAAAGCGGAAGCGGAGUUGCUCAAGAGCCCCCUUUGGCUACUGCUAGUCAACAUCGUCGCCCUCGAUAUGCUCAAGUCGAGACUGUCACCAGGUCCAGAGAUGGCACCACCCGACCCCGUCCCCGACGAGAACCCCUACAGCGUGGCGAGCCAUUCGAAGGCGUCGUCCUCGAGCGUCCUUGACAUCAGAGCGGCCAGUAGCCGAGCGGACGAGCCGCCCCUACUGCCGCCGAGGAAGAACCCGGCGGAAUCGGCGGGUCCACCCUUCCCGCCCUACGAAAACACUACGCUCAAGCGAAUCCCGUCCGCGAAAGGCGCGAAACCGAAAAUCAAAGACCGGAAAGGAGUAGACGAUCCGUACUACUGCGGGCUGCGCGCCAGGAUACCCAACUUCGUGGCGAAGCUGACGGGGCGGCGAUCUGCACCGCGACCCCAACCCAGGUCGACGAUCGAGCAGCACGUGCGCAAACUAUCGCAGGCGCAGCAGCCGCGCAACAGCCGCGACUCCUCCGCGGGACUGUGGCACGCGCGGAGUCUGGAGAGCGGACUGGAUUCCGUUUUGUCGCACUCGCCGUACAAUCACAUGUUUUAUCGCCUCCAUCUGCCGCUGCGAGGUUUCCCGCCCCAAGAGCCGGGCAGCCUCUACGUCGGCGAUUGGGACUGAGCCGGCGCGCGCCACCCCUACCUUCCAACCGCUCUGUGAUACAUUUAUUCCGCUGGAACGGCGAUUCGUAUAAUAAAGCCGACCAUUUUAGA